CAAACGACACAAACCUCAAUUCGCCAGAAAAUUCAAAAUCAGAGAGUGUACCCAAUCAAGUUGUGGAUAGUAAUCCCGAGGAUUCUCAACAAGCCAAUCAACACGAGCAAGUAUCAAGUAUAUAACUUUUUAUUGCAUCCAACAAUGUCAAAUGUAUUUAAUUGUGAAAAAUCCAAAGACAGCAAAUUCCUUAACAUGACAAUCUUCAUUAUUGCUUUAAACCAACAUGAAAUUUCAUUCAAUUAGACUCAAACAAUCAAAACAAAAUGGACGGAAUUAAUUUACUCGAAACUGAUCAUACCAAGCUUCGUGACAAGAUUUCACAAUUCAGAAAUAAUGAUAACUGGACAAGUCGUCAACUGUUGAUCAAGGAAAUUAUUUCAAAUGUGUGCCAACACACUUCUGCUGAGGAAAGAUAUCUCUACGAUUUGAUUACCCAAAAAUUCGACAAUGGAAAAUUCCUCUACGAUAAGCAAUUGAUCGACAAUCAAGUCCACAAGGAAAUGAUGCAAUUCUUACUCGACAAGAUUGAUAUUCUCUCAGUUGGAAAUAUGUCAUUCCGUGAUUCCUAUCAACAAGAAUGUGAAAAACUCUUCUCAGUUCUCGAAGAUCACAUGAAGGAAGAAGAACAAUUAGUUUUCCCUAAACUUCGUGAAACUCUCAACACUACUGAAUUGAGUGAUUUGUACAAGAAUUUGGAAUGGGCAAAACAAAAUGCUCCAACCAGACCACAUCCAUCAACUCCAGUUGUUGGAUCAAAGAUUUUACAUCCAGUUGCUGGACUUGUUGAUUCACUUACUGAAAGUUUGACUGGAACUACUAAUGUUAACAAGUAAUUCAAUUGAAUCAACACAGUUGUGAACUAGAAUAGAUUGAUUUAAAUUGUAUUGAUAAUAUUAAUAAAGUAAAGGUGUGUC
Naegleria gruberi is the source of this 917-nucleotide messenger RNA. RefSeq lists its product as uncharacterized. The record is from RefSeq and is a predicted model, not a curated record. The transcript has a single exon. NCBI's taxonomy places the organism in Eukaryota, Heterolobosea, Eutetramitea, Acrasida, Naegleriidae. Bases 267 to 836 code for a protein of 189 amino acids.